GCACGAGUAGCACGACUGCAUUGUUUUACAGUUCAAUUUGUUUAUCAAGAACAAACGGCAGAUAAUUAUAAAUAACAUUAGUAAAUUAAAAGCGAAGCGUGGGCUCGAGUUAUCGUGUAAGCCAUACAAGGAGAAUUAACAAAAACAAUAAUAGACCAUGAAUAUUGUGGCGAAAAAACAGCACCGAGGCAAAAGCUUGAAACUCAGCUUUUCCAUAAUUUACAAAUAUGCAACGUCUAAUGAAAAGUUAAGCGAGGUCUUCAAUAUCGAUGACUUAGCUGAGGUGCGAUUUAGAUUCGUAUCCUCUACUGAUACCCUCAGUACAUUUUUGUCCAUAAAAAAACAUGCUUCAGCUAAGGACACCACUGUCAAAGUUGAUGUUAAAAGCGAGGACCUAGGCUACACCCAACAAUGGGUGUGCACCGAACACUGGGUCGAUUGGCAAGACAUGGGUGUAAAGCCAACUAUGACUGCGGUUGACAAUUACUUGGUCGCAUUCCGAAUCAAUAUCACUCUGAUUGAAGAGAAAUGUUUCAACGCUCCGAACAUUUAUGAAGAUGACGACUUUACUGACUUUCAUCUGAGCACAGCCGAAGGCCGUGUGGCAGUGCACAGAGUUCACCUCGCAUCUCACAGCGAAGUGUUCAAGACGAUGCUCGGCCAUGAGUGGAAGGAGACCGCUGAAGGCAAUAUACAGGUAGAGGGAGUAACGCUGCAGACCCUUAAGCAUCUGAAGCAGUAUAUAUACUUGGGCACCCUGCCUGAUGAUGGGCUGCGUCAACUGCUGCUGAUUGCUAGAUACUACCUGAUUGAUAAUCUCAAGUCGGCAUGCAUUUCUAAGCUGGCCAGGACAGCAACGCCUGACAACCUGGAGGACCUUCUGGAGUUUGCUAUUGAUAACAAAAUAACUGAGUUGGCUUUAGCCAUUCUGCAGUUGACUCCUGAUGAUGUUGUAGAUGGAGCUUAUCAAAUGAAGAAAAAGGAGCCAGCAAGUGGACAGAACAGUGGAAAAUAAUUUAUUUUCACCCGGGCGACAUAUUUUUUUAAAAUAACAUCGUU
This is a messenger RNA of Cydia splendana, 1059 nucleotides long. RefSeq lists its product as uncharacterized. Bases 158 to 1015 code for a protein of 285 amino acids. The transcript has 2 exons. The record is from RefSeq and is a predicted model, not a curated record. Gene Ontology annotation, biological process: proteasome-mediated ubiquitin-dependent protein catabolic process; regulation of proteolysis. Gene Ontology annotation, cellular component: cytoplasm. Lineage: Eukaryota; Metazoa; Arthropoda; Insecta; Lepidoptera; Tortricidae. Gene Ontology annotation, molecular function: ubiquitin protein ligase binding.